CUCCAGUGGCUUCUCCUCGGUGGUGGCUCUGGGCGCAAGCAUCAUCUGUAACAAGAUCCCGGGCCUCGCUCCCAGACAGCGGGCGAUCUGCCAGAGCCGGCCCGACGCCAUCAUCGUCAUCGGAGAAGGCUCACAAAUGGGCCUCGAGGAGUGUCAGUUUCAGUUCCGCAAUGGCCGCUGGAACUGCUCGGCGCUGGGGGAGCGCACCGUCUUCGGGAAGGAGCUCAAAGUGGGGAGCCGCGAGGCCGCCUUCACCUACGCCAUCAUCGCGGCGGGCGUGGCGCACGCCAUCACGGCCGCCUGCACCCAGGGCAACCUGAGCGACUGCGGCUGCGACAAGGAGAAGCAGGGCCAGUACCACCGGGACGAGGGCUGGAAGUGGGGCGGCUGCUCCGCCGACAUCCGCUACGGCAUCGGCUUCGCCAGGGUCUUCGUGGACGCCCGGGAGAUCAAGCAGAACGCCCGGACUCUCAUGAACCUGCACAACAACGAGGCCGGCCGGAAGAUCCUGGAGGAGAACAUGAAGCUGGAGUGUAAGUGCCACGGCGUGUCCGGCUCCUGCACCACCAAGACGUGCUGGACCACGCUGCCACAGUUCCGGGAGCUGGGCUACGUGCUCAAGGACAAGUACAACGAGGCCGUGCACGUGGAGCCCGUGCGCGCCAGCCGCAACAAGCGGCCCACCUUCCUCAAGAUCAAGAAGCCCCUGUCCUACCGCAAGCCCAUGGACACGGACCUGGUGUACAUCGAGAAGUCGCCCAAUUACUGCGAGGAGGACCCCGUGACCGGCAGCGUGGGCACCCAGGGCCGCGCCUGCAACAAGACGGCGCCCCAGGCCAGCGGCUGCGACCUCAUGUGCUGCGGCCGCGGCUACAACACCCACCAGUACGCCCGCGUGUGGCAGUGCAACUGCAAGUUCCACUGGUGCUGCUACGUCAAGUGCAACACGUGCAGCGAGCGCACGGAGAUGUACACCUGCAAGUGA
Molecule: messenger RNA, 985 nt
Organism: Dipodomys ordii (Ord's kangaroo rat)
Lineage: Eukaryota; Metazoa; Chordata; Mammalia; Rodentia; Heteromyidae
Gene: Wnt7a
Product: wingless-type MMTV integration site family, member 7A
Exons: 3
Coding region: 137-985 (282 amino acids)
Biological process (GO): cell fate commitment; multicellular organism development; canonical Wnt signaling pathway
Cellular component (GO): extracellular region
Molecular function (GO): frizzled binding; cytokine activity
Source: RefSeq, a predicted model, not a curated record